Colossoma macropomum (tambaqui) is the source of this 1441-nucleotide messenger RNA. It is a transcript of the gene slc15a4, whose product is annotated as solute carrier family 15 member 4. Lineage: Eukaryota; Metazoa; Chordata; Actinopteri; Characiformes; Serrasalmidae. Gene Ontology annotation, molecular function: transmembrane transporter activity. Gene Ontology annotation, cellular component: membrane. Gene Ontology annotation, biological process: oligopeptide transport; transmembrane transport. The record is from RefSeq and is a predicted model, not a curated record. The transcript is spliced from 5 exons. Bases 314 to 1426 code for a protein of 370 amino acids.
GGAGAGCUAACCCUGUGUUUCUCGGCAGUUUGCCGUGCACCUCCAGUUUCUCUCGGUCUCCUGCUUCUCAGAGAACUUAGCAGCUUAAUUUCGAGAACUUAAAACGAGCGAAACGUCCCUUAAAAUGUCGAGGAAGAUGGAGGUCGACGUUAGAAGCAGUCAGGUGGCCGGCUAACCUGUCAAACCCGACUCAGCUGAGUGUCUGAAGGUUCAACCUCCAUACUGGAGAAUUCUUGGGAUCAGCUUCCACAGACGUUACUGAAGAUACCUACUGGGCUGUAGAGACGUCUCUUUUAGGAGACCUCCUCAGACCAUGGCAAACCGGGAUGUAACCGAGAACACUCCUCUCUUGGGCAGUUCACUGAAUCUUGCCAGGCCGGAGUCCAUCUUCAAAGACAGACGGCUGGCAUGUGCCGCCAUUCUUCUGGCGGAGUCUCUGGAGCGAAUGGCCUUCUAUGGCGUCACCUCCAACCUUGUGCUUUUCCUGAACAGUAGCCCCUUCUACUGGGAGGCCACCCUGGCCAGCCAGGCUCCUCUGGUCUUCAUGGGAGUCACUUACUUGGUGUCGCCGUUUGGCGGCUGGCUGGCAGACGCGUGCCUCGGCAAGUUCUGGACCAUAGCUUGCAGUUUGGUCCUGUAUUUGGCUGGGAUGCUGUUCUUCCCUUUUGUGGCCAACAACAACUCCAGGGUUAACCUGUGCGGGGAGGAGAUGGCCUUUCCUGUCCAGCCAGUCGAAUGCUUCAAUAUGAACGGGACCCUUCCUCCUAACGUGACUUGCCUCUCCAGGAGCCCUUACUGUGGAACUAUAGUCUACAGUGGCCUGGUUUUGGUGGCUUUGGGAGUCGGGGCGGUGAAGUCCAACAUCACUCCCUUUGGAGCCGACCAGGUGAAGGAUCGCGGUCCAGAAGCGACGCGGAGGUUCUUUAACUGGUUCUACUGGUGUAUUAACCUGGGGGCCAUCUUCUCUCUGGGGGGCAUCGCGUACGUCCAGCAGAAUGUGAACUUUUCGGUGGGCUACAUCAUCCCUGCCGUGUGUCUGGGGGUCUCCCUGCUUGUCUUCCUGCUGGGACGCACCGUCUUCAUUACCAAACCUGCGGACGGCAGCGCCUUCACGGAUAUGUUUAAGAUCGUGGGCUCGGCCUGCUGCGGAGGACCCAGCGACCCUCACCUGCUCAGACCUAAACCCAGCCUGCUGGACGGGGCGAAGGUGACAUACGGAGGGAGAUUCCCAGAAGAGAAGGUGGAGGAAGUGAAAGCUCUGAUGAAGAUCCUACCUGUCUUUCUGGCCCUCAUCCCCUACUGGACUGUCUACUUCCAGAUGCAAACCACGUAUUACCUGCAGAGUCUUCACCUGAGCAUCCCUGGCACUGAGGCUAAUGCUACAGACCUUCACCCGGUAAGAGCGACAAGUAUUAUCCUGCUGUAGCUGACAUGAGAACAG